AUGAAAAUUGCCAUCCAAGUCUCACUUAUACUCCUUUUAGUAACUGUUUCCGAAUGUGCGGUGAUCACUGGGGCCUGUGAAAGAGAUCUACAGUGUGGAGCAGGUACCUGCUGCGCCAUCAGUCUAUGGCUCCGAGGGCUCCGGAUGUGUACUCCACUGGGGCAGGAAGGAGACGAAUGUCACCCGGUUAGCCACAAGGUCCCUUUCUUUGGGAAACGCCAACACCACACAUGCCCCUGCUUGCCGAACUUGCUGUGCUCCAGAUUCAUAGAUGGCAGAUACCGGUGUUCGAUGGACUUUAAGAACAUAGACUUUUAG
Molecule: messenger RNA, 318 nt
Organism: Trichosurus vulpecula (common brushtail)
Lineage: Eukaryota; Metazoa; Chordata; Mammalia; Diprotodontia; Phalangeridae
Gene: PROK1
Product: prokineticin 1
Exons: 3
Coding region: 1-318 (105 amino acids)
Source: RefSeq, a predicted model, not a curated record